CACAACUGCUGACCACAACUGCUGACUACAACCACACAACUGCUGACCACAACACUGCUGACUACAACCACACAACUUCUGACCACAUCUUGUGACCACAACCACACAACUUCUGACCACAAUCACAAAGCUGCUUACCACAACUACUGACAACAAUGGACCACGGCCACACAACCUCUGACCACAUAUAGUGAACACAACCACAUAACUAUGGACGACAACCACACAACUUCUGACCACAACCACACAACUCCUGACCACAACUACUGACCACUCAUCUAGUGACCACAACCACACAACUUCUGAUCACAAUCACAAAGCUGCUUACCACAGCUACUGACAGCAACUACUGACCACAACCACACAACUUCUGACCACAUCUAGUGAACACAACCACACAUCUACAGACCACAACCACACAUCUACAGACCACAACCACACAACUGACCAUAUAACUACCAUGUUGUCUCACCAACUUUUGACCACAACUACUGACCGCUACUACCGACUAUCAAUGGGAAUUUAAAAGGAUUUCACUAUUAAAAUAAUAUAAUUGAAAUUCAACUUUUUAAACUUAUUUCACUACCACAAAAAUACGAAAGAGCUUUAGCAAGCCCCACAACUUUUAAAGUUACAAUCUCGUUGUAUACAGGUUCACACAGCAUAGAAGAGCAAAGGAGAUGAGACCGAUUUACAGGCAUUUAGAAUAUUGUGCAAAAACAUACAUUCUAAUUCAUUAUAUAUCGCCCAACCAUACUUGAGGGGGAAGCUGGUUCCACCAUUGGGGAGCCAGGACAGAGAAGAGCUUGAACUGGGAUGAGUGGGAGCUACCCUCCUGGGAGAGCCAAGAGACUAGAAGUGGUAGAACGGAGUGCUCGGGUUGGGGUGUAGGGUUUGAGCAUAGCCUGAAGGUAGGGAGGGGCAGUUCCUCUUGCUGCUCCUUAGGAAACCACCAUGGCCUUGUAGUGGAUGCGAGCUUUGACUGGAAGCCAGUGGAGUGUGCGGAGGAGUGGGGUGAUGUGAGAACAUGAGAAGCUUGAAAACCAGGCAAGCUGCAACAUUCUGGAAAAGUUGCAGGGGUUUGAUGGCACAAGCGGGGAGCCCAGCCAAAAGCGAGUUGCAAUAGUCCAGACGGGAGAUGACAAUUGCUUGGAUUAGGACCUGCACAGCUUCCUCUGUGAGGUAGGGCCGUACUCUACAGAUGUUGCAGAGCAUGAACUUGCAGGAGCGAGUCGCUACUUUGAUGUUUGCAGAGAAUGACACAGUGUUGUCCAGGGUCACGCCAAGGUUCUUUGCACUCUGGGAGGGUGACACUGUGGACUUGUCAAAUGUGAUGGAGAGGUCUUUGAGCAGGCAUAUCUUCCCCUGAGGAAGAGCAACUCCAUCUUGUUGAGCUUGAGGUGGUGGGCCAAAGAGCCAUCGUCAGGAAAUGAGUUUAUCAAGGUGUCAAGCUCAUUGAGGAACCCGCCAAGGGCAACUAGUGGGCGAUAGAUGACAAGCUUGAGUGGACAAGUGACAGUGACCUCAUUGAAUUAAAAUGAGUAGAUGGACAGGUGAGAGAGGGAAAGGAGAGAGUAUCUCUAGUUAGGAGAAAUGAGUAGCCUUGUGCCACCACUCCAACUACCAGAUGCUCUUGGACUAUGAGAGAGAAAUAGUCAGAUGAAGAGAGAGCAACUGGAGUAGCAGUGUUCUCUAGGGUGAUCCAUGUCUUGUCAAAAAGUUUACGACCUGAAGGGCAGCAUAGACUGAAAUUAACCCUGCGUUCUAAAUCACAAGUUAUGUCAAUGUAUUGUCAUGUUGUUUUUCGCUUAUCUGUCUGCCAAUUGACACUGUCAUCAUCAUGUGCUGUUAUGGAUACAGUUGAUUUAUUGCACCUGAAAGCAUCUCUACCUUCCAAUGGGCGAGGAAAAGCCAGAGACGUUGGACUUUGUCAAAGACUUCCAAGAGUAUCUCAGCCAGCAGACUCAACAUGUGAACAUGAUCUCGGGCUCCGUCAGUGGAGUCAAAGAGAUGGACGACCUACCAGCAGAUUGCAGUCAGAAUGGAUUAGACCACCCCUCAGUGGAUAUGUCCCUUGAUGACGGCUCAGGGAUGCUGGUGGAUGGCUUCGAGAGAACAUAUGACGGCAAACUCAAGUGUCGUUACUGUAACUAUGCUACCAGAGGCACAGCACGACUCAUUGAACAUAUCCGCAUUCACACUGGAGAGAAACCCCACAGAUGCCACCUGUGUCCUUUUGCCUCUGCCUAUGAGCGCCACCUAGAGGCCCACAUGCGCUCCCACACAGGAGAAAAGCCUUACAAGUGUGAGCUGUGCUCCUUCCGAUGCAGCGACCGCAGCAACCUUUCACACCACCGGCGCCGCCGCCACAAGCUCUUACCCAUGAAAGGUGCUCGCUCUUCUCUCUCCCACAAGAAGAUGCUGAGCGUCCUGCAGAAGAAGACCAGCCUGGGCUAUGGUCGCCGGCUCCUCAUCAACUUCAGCCCCCCCUCCAUGGUGAUGCACAAGGCUGAGCACCUGGACGACUACUCCCACGAACUGCCCCACCUGCGCCAGGAGACCUACGACGACCAGGGAGCUGGUGGAGAUGGAAGCUCCAGGGACAAUCACCACCAUCACCACCACAACCUGGUCAUGGAAAACCCCCUCAACCAGCUCUCCACCCUGGCUGGUCAACUGGCCAACCUGCCCUCUGAAGCUGAGGGCGAGACCCAACAGCCUCCCAUAUCUCCAGGUGCAGAGUCCUGUGUGGACGAGAAGCCCUUCCUCAUCCAGCAGCCUCUCCCAGCCACCGCGUCUGCUGCUGCGUCAGCCAGCACUGCCCAUGCUGCCUCCUCCCCCAUCACCCCAGAGCCCAGGCCCCCACCACACAGCAACUGCAGCCCCGGGGCAGGUCCCUGCAGCGAGCACAGCGGGCGCACCAGUACCCCCAGCAUCACCAAUAGCCAGCCCAGCACACCAGUCCCGGGCCUGCCCUCGUUGCAUCAAGACCCCCAGAUGCUGCACCACUGCCAGCACUGUGACAUCUACUUCCCUGACAACAUCCUGUACACCAUCCACAUGGGCUGCCACGGCUACGAGAACCCCUUCCAGUGCAACAUCUGUGGCCACAAGUGCAGGAGCAAAUAUGACUUUGCCUGUCAUUUUGCCAGGGGGCAGCAUAAGCAGUGACUUGUCACCGGGUCAGUGACGAAGGACUGGACAUGAUUGAAGGUGUUUUUAUUUAAUUCCAUAAUGGUGAUUUGUAUUUAUUGCUUUUGAUCUUUCUGAAAUUGGACAUGAUAUGUAGCCUUUGCAAAUUCUGUAUAGUGAAUUUGAUUUUACAGGAAAGAAAACAACAUUUGACAGUGCCCAUGUGUAUGUAAUGUGUAGGGAUGGAGUGGUUUAGAGGUACAACUCACUUGACCGGUUUGAUCGUUAAACAUUCCUUAUGUGUUUUUUUUAACAUGAACACCAUUUUUAGCCUUACGAACAUACUGUAGUUAUAGAUGCUAACAUUUUUAUGAGUGCUCGUUUAUCGGCUUUAACCGUAGCCCACUAAACCAUUUCAGAGUGCAACGACGGCACCAUUCCUGCCUCCCAACAGUGCCUACCAUAUUCACAAUCACUUUACAUUUGUACAUUUGACAUCUUUUGUUUUUGUUCUGUUUGUUUUCUUUAGAUGCGGGUGUUAUGUUGUCGUUUGAUGGAUUUGUAAACAGUGCCCUUCCUUCCUUAACCAUCAGCUUUUUGCUAAUUGGGUGUCGUGGAAGAUAAAGCCUAACCUUAUACAUCGUGUUCUAUUGUGACAUUUAAAUGGAAUAUGUCAUUGUGAGAUCCAAUACCUCUACUGUCAAAGCAUUAUCACCGUAUAUUUUCUCUUUUGUCAAUCCCGUUCAGUCCAGAAUUGCUAAGUAGCACCAGAGAUGCCAUGUUUUAGCAUACAUGCCAUGCCUUGUGGAUUUCUCCUGUCCUUCUAUAAUCAAGGCAUUGCAUAUUAGGGAUCUGUGCUUUCUUAGAUAUUUAUUGAGCAUUGUAAUCUACAUUUCCCGGUCGGUUAGGUGUUGUGUCAAUGAAGUUGAAAUGAUACUGUGAUAAGUGAAGAUUACUGCCUUAGCAGGGUUGUUUUGUAUUGGAUACUGUUGUGUCUGCAUAGCAACAUUUGUGGAGAACAUGGUUACUGUUUCUAGGACUAAUUGAAUGUCACCAUGCUUAGAGGCGUCCAAUGAUUGAGGGGUUACGUAAAGGGGAAGAACUUGUAAGGGAGUUUGUUUAAUGUGUUGUAUCUUGAUAGAGCAGGUGAAUGUAGAAGUGUUUUGGCGAUCAUCAUGUCCCCUUGGAUGACAUUGUUUUAUGUGAGAGGAAUAUUAACACAUUUCUAAGUAAAGUGUUUUCUAACAGAUA
Oncorhynchus gorbuscha (pink salmon) is the source of this 4383-nucleotide messenger RNA. Its product is annotated as zinc finger protein Pegasus-like. The transcript has 3 exons. Gene Ontology annotation, biological process: regulation of transcription by RNA polymerase II. Gene Ontology annotation, molecular function: DNA-binding transcription factor activity; RNA polymerase II cis-regulatory region sequence-specific DNA binding. Lineage: Eukaryota; Metazoa; Chordata; Actinopteri; Salmoniformes; Salmonidae. The record is from RefSeq and is a predicted model, not a curated record. Bases 1897 to 3171 code for a protein of 424 amino acids.